AUGAUUCAACCUCAAACCCAUUUGAAUGUAGCCGAUAACAGCGGGGCCCGCGAAUUGAUGUGUAUUCGAAUCAUAGGAACUAGUAAUCGACGAUAUGCCUAUAUUGGUGACGUUAUUGUUGCUGUAAUCAAGGAAGCAGUACCAAAUACACCGUUAGAAAGAUCAGAAGUGAUCAGAGCUGUAAUCGUACGUACUUGUAAAGAACUCAAACGUAACAACGGUAUGAUAAUACAAUAUGAUGAUAAUGCUGCAGUUGUCAUUGAUCAAGAAGGAAAUCCAAAAGGAACUCGAAUUUUUGGUGCAAUUGCUCGGGAAUUGAGACAGUUAAAUUUCACUAAAAUAGUUUCAUUAGCACCCGAAGUAUUAUAA
Messenger RNA from Prosopis cineraria, 369 nucleotides. NCBI's taxonomy places the organism in Eukaryota, Viridiplantae, Streptophyta, Magnoliopsida, Fabales, Fabaceae. The record is from the annotation of a RefSeq genome assembly.